Penicillium cataractarum is the source of this 564-nucleotide messenger RNA. Its product is annotated as signal peptidase complex subunit 2. The coding region runs from base 1 to 564 and encodes 187 amino acids. The transcript has 3 exons. NCBI's taxonomy places the organism in Eukaryota, Fungi, Ascomycota, Eurotiomycetes, Eurotiales, Aspergillaceae. Gene Ontology annotation, biological process: protein targeting to ER. Gene Ontology annotation, cellular component: membrane; signal peptidase complex. The record is from RefSeq and is a predicted model, not a curated record.
AUGGCGGACCACAAGGUGCCAGUCUAUUCUACCAACGACCUCAAGUCAACCAGCGAUGAUGCUCUACUCCCCUAUCUAACGAACCUUCCUGCGCCUUACACCUUUGCGGUAGACAACACCAAGAGCAACAUCCGCUUCGUGCUAGGAUACAGUGCCGUCGCAAUUGCAGGUUUCACCUUCUAUGCGGACCGCAAACUAGGCUGGGAGGCGACCACGUCACCGUGGAUUAUUGCCGCUGUGGUAUCAUACUUCAUCCUUAAUAGCGCGUUGACGUUUUGGAUCUGGGCCGUCGAGGCUGGCGAGGUGUUCUACGGAAAGCGCAAGACUGGAGAGACUAUCUCCAUCUCCUCGUCCGUGCAGAAACACUCCGUCCCAUACAAGCUACACGUGGUAUACAAGUCGCCCACCGGCAAAGUCCUGCAGGAUAAGAAGUUCGAGGCACCCUUUACCAACUGGUUCUCCGCCGACGGCGUCUUCCACCCCGAGCCUUACCGCCGCUGGUUGGCCAGUGAGGUUGAUGUGCUGAGAUUGGCAGCCAAGGAGAACGAGAAGAAAGCAAAGUAA